Messenger RNA from Manis javanica (Malayan pangolin), 6046 nucleotides. It is a transcript of the gene CHRNB2, whose product is annotated as cholinergic receptor nicotinic beta 2 subunit. Gene Ontology annotation, molecular function: transmembrane signaling receptor activity; acetylcholine-gated monoatomic cation-selective channel activity. The record is from RefSeq and is a predicted model, not a curated record. Gene Ontology annotation, biological process: monoatomic ion transmembrane transport. Gene Ontology annotation, cellular component: postsynaptic membrane. NCBI's taxonomy places the organism in Eukaryota, Metazoa, Chordata, Mammalia, Pholidota, Manidae.
UUCUCUAAGGGCCUAAAAUGCAUUUGCCCAGUUGCAUCCUCAGCCUUUCCCGGAAGCAGAUCAUCUGGGUUUGGUAAGAGAGAAAAAGGAGGAUGGGGACUCCAGAAACUCCUCCCGGCUCAGCCUCCUCAUUCUGGCACUCCGUCCCCCUGUACUAAGCGAGCCCUGACCUAUUUAUCUUACUCUGUUUCUUCCUUCUCAGAAACCCCCACGUCCUGCCCCAGCUUCGGGGCUUCAGAACCCUUCUACCGUCGCGUUAGUCGCCCUUCUUCCACAUCACGAACACCCUGCCUAAGCAGGACAGGCAGAAUAUCCCAGCCAGGGAACCCCUUUUCUCUGGCAUCCGGUGCUUCCGCCUCCGGGGCAGAGACUCCGCCCCCUCACCGUCCCAGCUGAAUGCCCUGGAAGAACAGCCGGAAAAGCCUCCGCCUGCUCAGAUCGGGAUAAGCGAGAAGCUGGUUCUUUCACGCAGCUCACUGCGCUGCAGGAACCGCCGCGGCGGCCGGCACAGCAGCACCUGGGCCCCGCUCAGGCCCGGCUCCACCUGGGUCCCGCUCCGGCCCGGCACGGGCGGCGUGUCGGAGGCUUCAGCACCACGGACAGCGCCCCGCCGGCGGCCCUCGGCCAGCCGCGCGCUCCAGCCGCUCUAGGCGAGUUGGCGAGCUAUGCCCACGGCAUGGCCCUGCGCCCCGGCCCCAUGGCGCUGCUUCUCAGUUUCUGCCUUCUCGGGCUGUGCUCAGGAGUCUGGGGUACAGACACAGAGGAGCGGCUGGUGGAGCAUCUCCUGGACCCUUCACGCUACAAUAAGCUUAUCCGUCCAGCCACCAAUGGCUCUGAGCUGGUGACCGUACAGCUCAUGGUAUCACUGGCCCAGCUCAUCAGUGUGCAUGAGAGGGAGCAGAUCAUGACCACCAAUGUCUGGCUGACCCAGGAGUGGGAGGAUUAUCGCCUCACCUGGAAGCCUGAGGAGUUCGACAACAUGAAGAAAGUUCGGCUCCCUUCCAAACACAUCUGGCUCCCAGAUGUGGUCCUGUACAACAAUGCUGAUGGCAUGUAUGAGGUGUCCUUCUAUUCCAACGCUGUGGUCUCCUAUGACGGCAGCAUCUUCUGGCUGCCACCUGCCAUCUAUAAGAGCGCAUGCAAGAUCGAAGUAAAGCACUUCCCAUUUGACCAGCAGAACUGCACCAUGAAGUUCCGUUCAUGGACUUACGACCGCACGGAGAUUGACUUAGUGCUCAAGAGUGAUGUGGCCAGCCUGGAUGACUUCACUCCCAGUGGUGAGUGGGACAUUGUGGCGCUGCCCGGCCGCCGCAAUGAGAACCCAGACGACUCCACUUAUGUGGACAUCACCUACGACUUCAUUAUUCGACGCAAGCCACUCUUCUACACCAUCAAUCUCAUCAUCCCCUGUGUGCUUAUCACCUCACUAGCCAUCCUUGUCUUUUACCUACCGUCUGACUGCGGUGAGAAGAUGACGCUGUGCAUCUCGGUGCUGCUGGCGCUCACCGUCUUCCUGCUGCUCAUCUCCAAGAUCGUGCCGCCCACCUCCCUCGACGUGCCUCUUGUGGGCAAGUACCUCAUGUUCACCAUGGUGCUCGUCACCUUCUCUAUCGUCACCAGUGUGUGUGUGCUCAACGUGCACCACCGCUCACCCACUACGCACACCAUGGCACCCUGGGUCAAGGUCGUCUUUCUGGAGAAGCUCCCCACGCUGCUCUUCAUGCAGCAACCGCGCCACCACUGCGCACGCCAACGUCUGCGCCUGCGGCGGCGCCAGCGCGAGCGCGAGGGCGCAGGUGCCCUGUUCUUCCGCGAAGCCCCGGGGGCCGACUCCUGCACGUGCUUCGUCAACCGCGCCUCCGUCCAGGGCUUGGCUGGGGCGUAUGGGGCUGAGCCAACGCCGGCCGCAGGCCCGGGGCGCCCUGGGGGACCGUGCAGCUGCGGUCUCCGGGAGGCGGUAGAAGGAGUUCGCUUCAUUGCGGACCACAUGCGGAGUGAGGACGAGGACCAGAGCGUGAGUGAGGACUGGAAGUACGUUGCCAUGGUGAUUGACCGCCUGUUCCUUUGGAUCUUCGUGUUCGUCUGUGUCUUCGGCACCGUCGGCAUGUUCCUGCAGCCUCUCUUCCGGAACUACACCACCGCCACCUUCCUCCACACAGACCACUCGGCUCCCAGCCCCAAGUGAGGCCCUCCCCAGCUCCAACCUCCUUCACCCCUCUGCCCACUGUUGGACAAUAGUUUUGGGGGGAAGAGGGAAAGUGAGCUGCCAGGAAGAGGGGCGCUGCCACCGCCGAUCCAUCCUAUCACCUCGUCUGGAGCCACUCCUUCACACCCCCACCCACACAGCCAGCACCCACCCUGCGGCUGGACCAGCUGCCUGUGUUUUGGCUGCUGCCGCCCUCCUCUUGUACCAACCCGGGCAAUAGUGUUGCUGGACCAGGAAGAAGGCUGGGAAGUGGAGGACAGAGACCUCUGAGCCUUCCACCCUGAGGACAGUGUGAUGGGGGAGGGGCCGAGAAGGGGACAGAAUCUUCCACUGCCUCCAGAGCAGGGGGAAGGGGCCUGUGGCAGGAGGGGAGGUGGGACAGGCUCCAGUUAUGCAAUGGUAGCUCAGAAGGGAGAAGCAAGAGGGGGGAGGCCUGGAUCUGACAUCUGUGCCUGCCUAAGCAGAGGCAGCUGGGCUGCCCGAGGGCUAGCCUGGCACUGCUGUCCGACUCCGGGGAGGCAAGUAAGCCCAGUCCCUUCUCCGGGUGAAGAAUUCUCCGCACCUCAUAGACGUCCCUCUCCUUCCUUUCCUCUUUGGACCGGGGUGUGGUGGGCAAGGUAUUAGGAAAGCCUCUGACUUCUGAGUCUCUGGGUGACUUCCUUGGAGCCUGAGGUCCAAAUACUUGGACUCUGUGCAAGUUCACAGCUUCCCCGCACCCCCGACUGAACUGACUGGUUGUUUGACGUGAGUAAACUAAGGAUGUCACCUUUAAGCAGACCCAGCCUUUUUGCCCAGAGCAGAGCAGGCCGGGCGGGAGGGAGCGGCUGGAGGCCAGCUGCGCAGGGAGUGGCGCGGCCAGGAUGGGGCCACAUCAGCACUGCCUCUGCUCCGGGGCUUCAGCGCGCAGCUCGUCCUUCCUGCUCCGGCCCCUCCUCUUUUCCCUCCCAACCAAACCAGAGCAGGGUCUAAGCCGAACUUCAGAAGGACAGGCCUGCUGCUACCGGCUCCCCAGAAAGCACAGCCUUCGGCUUCUUGUCCUGUGGUCCCUGGAGGCUGUAUCCUGACGCAGCUCCCAGGGACCGGCUGGAGGCCACCUGGCCCAUUAGCCGAGGAAACAGACCUCAUACAGGAUCUCCUGCCCCCACUCCCCCACGUGGCUCUGAUUUGUGGGCCCAGUCUGGGCUCAUUGCCUGGUCAGCAGGUGGCUGGUCGCAGAGGGGUCAGUCUGCCAAGUGCACCCGGGGGCCUGCUGUCCCGCGGAGGCCAGCUGGACUCCUGCUCCUCCCGGCACAGCGGUGGGUGGGAGGAGUCAGACUAGGCAAAUAGCGGGGCAGGGAUCACAGCCCGCUGGGGAGGCCCGUCAGCUGCUGCAGAGACAGUCCUUACUUUUAGUACUUCCAGGUGGCUGUUGUCCAGGGAAGUCUGGAUUGCAGUCUGCUCUGUAGUCUGGACUCUAGUCCGCUGCUUACUCGUCCAGCCACCUUGAGCAGGUCUCUUUCCUUUGCUAGAUCUCAGCUUUCUCAUCUGUACAUGCCCGCGUCAUGGCGCUGCUGUGAGGGUGAAGUAAUGUUUGUGGAAAAGCUCAGUCCUGUUCCUGCCUCAGCUAGACGCUUAAAUGAAUGUGGGGUCAGAGCUGGUGGGAAUGGGGUCACCUCUCAUGCCAGUCCCCGUCCCGGGCCCUCCUUUACCCUAUCUCUUCCUCGAGCAAACCAAGUCCCGGGAAACAGGGCCUGGAGCUGGGGGGGUGCAACUGGAGGUGAGCGUUACAGGGAAUUCUCAGGUGAGUCCCAUGGAUGGGCCUCUCUCUGGAGCGUCCUCAGCAAAGUUACAUUCCGUCCCUGGGCUGAGCUCCAGCCUGGCCCUGCCUCCCUUCUGGGUCAGCUCCUCCCCAUGCAGGUACGUGCUCAGGGCCCCCAGGCUGAUCUGGUCCUGUGCUCACUGGAAGGACAUCACUGGAUAGGCGGCCAGCAGCUGGGAAGAUGUGCCUCAGCUCACGCCCCACUUGCCAGCAUGGGCUCAGGGAUAUAUCUUCUGAGGGGGGCGUGUCUCGGCACUGUGGAAACUCCCUUCUGGAGCAAAAGAUUGAGAGUUGCCUGUAUUUUGCCUGGACCCGCCUCAAACUCACUGCCCUGUAGAAACAUCCUGAAACCUGAAGCAGCAGCUGGAAAGGAGCCCUCCCCCUGAAGGAUGCGGGCCUCCCUCUGGAGGGUAGGCUGUGGCCUCCGGCCUGGUGCUCCUAGGCUUCUCACCAGGGCUGGGCUGCUGAGGCUUUCCUGCUUUUAGUACUUCCUGCAAUCGACUGUUCUCCAAGUAAGUCACCAAACGGUGCGAGAGGGGCUGUUAGCCAACAGCUGGCCCAGCUCCUCUCCAUGAGCCGUGUGACACAUACGGAAACCAAGGCCCAGAGAUGGCUGCCUGGCCGUGUAUAAGCACUGAACUCUGCACUUGCUCAUUCUCAUCUGUAAAAUGGGCAUGCCAGAGCUGGCUGAGGGCUGCAGCCAGGAAGAGAGGGAUCGCUGUCUAUAAAGAGGUGAACCGGGCAGGGUUUCUCGGGUGGGGCCGUUCCCUCCCUCUCUGGAUGCAGCCUUUUGGGGUCCAUGCCAGCGGGGAGGAGGGGAGGGCUGAGGUGGAAGGAGGAGGGCGUGGUGUUACCUCAUGUUGGGACAGGGUUUGCACCCGCAGGGCACUGGGCAGCUUUGGAGAACCGCUGUCUUUCACUCUUGGGCCCUUUGACCUCUUCUUGGUGUCAGGGAAGCUCCAUGCUCCCAUCCGUGGUGCGGCUGUCUCUGGAGAGAAUUGAGCACCCAGCUCAGUUCUGGGCGGGGACCACAGGCCCCAGAUCUGAGAAGGAGGAUCUGAACAUGGUGGGCAUGGGAGGGGGGCAGCCAGGAAACACGCUGGAAUCGUCUCCAUGUGCGGUCUGCUGACCAUUUCUGUCUGAAAAGUGGAACUGCUUUGACAGGCCUUGCAGCGGGAGGAAGGCACUCACCUGGCAGUGAGGCACCUAAGACUGGAACAGCUGGUGUGAAGUUAUUGAAAAUUUAAAAGCAAACAAGACACAGGCAGCACCCCCAGCUGGCAUUUUCUGCAGAGAUAGCAGUCUGUGGGGGAAGGGCAAGGUCGUUUCCCUCUAAGGAAAUAGGGAAUGCCCUGUGGGGGAAAUGGGGGCCUUGACUCCUUGUUCUGUUUCCUCCCAGUCCCAGGAUCGUCUACUGUUUCCUCUGGGCCUGCUGGGUGCCAUUUGCUCCAGAUACACUGUCUUUACUCCUCACAACAACCCUGUAGAGAAAGGGCCCCUGUUGACAGCUCGGACCAAGUGACGGCUGGUGAGCUGUGCUGGCCUGAGACCCAGGCCCGACCCCAGAGCCCACGCUCUUGCUGGGCCUUUGAGGCAUGUAGGAGGAAAGAGAAGGGGGUGGUGUUCAGGGUGUUCUCUGGAUUCACUCCCCAAGCUGGAGCUGAUUCAGUUUCCACCAUCACCCUCCGCUUCUAGGCAGUUGGGCUGGUGUUGCAGCGUCCCUCACAGCCCAGCUGGUGCUGGCCAGUCACCCCCUCAGACCAGACUGAGGACAAGCAGCCACUUGGACUAUUCACCCCAGCAGGUCUGAGCGACCAGUAUGCUAGUCACACGGUUCCCAGGGACUGUAGGGCCUGCAACCAUUAGGACAGUGCCCUCACCCACCCUCAGUGCCCCCCGGCUCCCCACAUUGGCCGUGGCCUCCCAUGUCUGUGCUCCUGGACUAUUUGCACUGUUCUAGCCCACUCUAGGCCAGGCUGAUUGGGAGCUCCAGAUUCUCGUAAAGGAAGUUGCGUCUUAUCUGUUAUAUUUGGAAGUGGAGG